This is a messenger RNA of Penicillium canescens, 792 nucleotides long. RefSeq lists its product as uncharacterized. The record is from RefSeq and is a predicted model, not a curated record. Bases 1 to 792 code for a protein of 263 amino acids. The transcript has 4 exons. NCBI's taxonomy places the organism in Eukaryota, Fungi, Ascomycota, Eurotiomycetes, Eurotiales, Aspergillaceae.
AUGUCUUCAACCAACUAUGCGGACUAUUCUACCGGUACCGGGUUUAUAGGCUGGUACAUUGCAGCAACGCCUCAGCCAAUUGCCUGUACAUCCAAUGGUGCAUGGACUACGAGCGGCACCAUCGGUGACUGUAGCGAGUCGUCUGGAGACAGAAUAGCCACAGCGUGCUAUGCCGGGUCAAGUGUGGUGAGAGGGUCUACCACCGAGGCAUGCGGUACCGGCUCAACGUGCGACUACUACAGAAUCUUUAAUACUGUCGGCCAAGAUGGUCUGGGUGCCUUGACGAGAUACGCCUGUGUGAACAACUGGGCUGCCAAUAGUCUUUAUCGAACGCUGCCGGCGGAAUACCUGGCUACUACUACAUCGACUUCUGUUACAUCUGCUACAACGACUGCGACAACGAAAACGACAAACUCUUCGUUCUCUACUUCCGCUUCGACCUCCACCACAUCCUCCCCGACAUCUACCGGCGGCACCGGCUCAUCCGACUCCUCCAGCUCAGGUCUCGGCAGCGGCGCUAUCGCGGGAAUUGUCGUAGGCUGUGUGGCAGGUGGUGCCAUUCUUGCCUUGUUGAUCGUCUUCCGCAGGAGAAUAGUGGGUUAUUUUGGACAUCACAAGACGACUGAUUCCCACGAGCCCUGGUCUCCUGUCUACAUGCCACCGCAGACGCAGUCGGUGUUUCAGUCGAACUCGCAAUUUCAGCCGAUUUCGGAGCUUUCUGGGCAGCCAAAUAUUCACGAGAUCGGAUCUUCGCAGGUGGGGGCUGAUGCUGUUCCGGAGAUGAGAUCUUGA